Messenger RNA from Schizosaccharomyces octosporus yFS286, 1083 nucleotides. Its product is annotated as 60S ribosomal protein L7a. Gene Ontology annotation, cellular component: ribonucleoprotein complex. Bases 75 to 854 code for a protein of 259 amino acids. The record is from RefSeq and is a predicted model, not a curated record. Gene Ontology annotation, biological process: ribosome biogenesis. NCBI's taxonomy places the organism in Eukaryota, Fungi, Ascomycota, Schizosaccharomycetes, Schizosaccharomycetales, Schizosaccharomycetaceae. The transcript has 2 exons.
GUUUUUCGAAGCAGUCACACCAUACCCAAAAAACCUUCGUGGAAAGAUUCUUCUAACACGAACAACCACCAAAAAUGGCACCCAAGUCUAAAAAGGUCGCACCCUCACCUUUUGCUCAGCCUAAGGCUGCAAAGACCACCAAGAACCCUUUGUUUGUGAGUCGUCCUCGUUCCUUUGGCAUUGGACAAGACAUCCAGCCUAAACGUGACUUGAGCCGUUUUGUGAAGUGGCCUGAGUACAUCCGCCUUCAACGUCGCCGUAAGAUUUUGGGCUUGCGUUUGAAGGUUCCUCCCACUCUCGCUCAGUUCCAAAAGACCUUGGACAAGAACACCGCUACCCAGGUCUUCAAGUUGCUUAACAAGUACCGCCCUGAAACUGCUGGCGAGAAGAAGCAACGUUUGCUUACUGAAGCUGAGGCUGUCGCCAACGGAAAGUCUGCUCAUGACGUUUCCAAGAAGCCUUACAACGUCAAGUAUGGUUUGAACCACGUUGUUGGUCUCAUCGAAAACAAGAAGGCCAAGUUGGUUCUCAUCGCUAGCGAUGUCGACCCUAUUGAGCUUGUCGUCUUCUUGCCCGCUUUGUGCAAGAAGAUGGGCAUCCCCUACGCCAUUGUCAAGAACAAGGCCCGUCUCGGUACUGUUGUUCACCAAAAGACUGCUGCUGUCUUGGCUGUCACUGAUGUCCGUGAGGAAGACAAGAACGAGCUCGCCUCUGUUGUCUCUGCCGUCGAAGUCAACUUCAACGCUAAGUAUGACGAACUUCGCCGUAAAUGGGGUGGUGGUAUUUUGGGUGGCAAGACCCAAGCUAAGCUUUCUAAGCGUGCCAAGGCUGCUGCUGCCACUGUUCGUCUUUAAGUUCGUGCUUACGGAUACUAAAUGCAAAACUUUGAGUUCUUUUGGGAGUAUUUAAAUGUCUUCUGUGAGUAGUAGCUACGAGUUGUCUGGUAAUGUAGCAAUUCUUAAUUAUUAAAAGCAUUGAAUGUAGUUAUUUUGUUGAACGUAAAUGUAUCUUAAGUUGAAGUAGUGAUGUUUUUUGAUGGUUAGGAAGAGUAGUGUAUUGCUGCAAAAAUUUUUCAAUACCUGG